Bacidia gigantensis is the source of this 276-nucleotide messenger RNA. RefSeq lists its product as uncharacterized. NCBI's taxonomy places the organism in Eukaryota, Fungi, Ascomycota, Lecanoromycetes, Lecanorales, Ramalinaceae. The coding region runs from base 1 to 276 and encodes 91 amino acids. The transcript is spliced from 2 exons. The record is from RefSeq and is a predicted model, not a curated record.
AUGCCUCGCAUCAGACCUGCAGGAUUUGUUCGUUCUAGAGGUCCGCGGCGGGCCACCAGGGGCGAUCUCAUAAAGCGGUUCGACAAGCUGAUGAAAGACAACAAAGGCGGUGUAGUCGACUUUCCAUUGAGAUAUAUCGAAGACUACGCGUUGCGCAAGUCACUGGAACCAUUGAUAUUCAAAUGCCAUGGAGUCGUGACUGAUGACGAAUUAUACAAAGGCGCGCAGUUAGCCAAAGGUACUGAAUUCUCGCCUCAUUUCUUGAAUGAUGCAUGA